GUUUAUAUUAAUUAGAUAUUUUUAUGCUUUACAGCUUAUGGAAAAGAAGGAGUGAAAUUAAAUUUUGUUGAUCGAAUCUUUGUCGGAGAGCUGACCAGCACCAUAAUGUGUGAAGAGUGUGAGCAUAUUUCUACAGUGAAGGAAGCCUUUAUUGACAUUUCUCUUCCCAUCAUUGAGGAAAGGAUUUCAAAGCCCACAAACCCUGCUAGACUGGGCAAAAGUGGGCGGGAACAAGACAGUCUGACCUCCCAUGAUGACUCAUUAGCUGCCCACUCCCAGGCCAAUCGAAACAGCAGGAGGCUCAGUGGACAGAAGCUACAGAGCCGCCAUUCGUCCACGUCUCAUGAUGACCGAGGCCCAGACACUGUUUCUAGCCGUCAAGAGGAGGAUCUCUGUGUGGCUGGCCGUGGCCUAUCCAGUUACAGGACUGAUACAAUGGGCAGCCAGUCAGACUGCAGUGAAAAAGAGUCAAACCUGCAGGACAGCAGUAACGAUGCAGACAGCGAGGCCUCUGAAAGUGAAUGGUCUCCCCGAAUCCCAUCAGUGUCCAGUCACAGCAGCACAUCAGAUAAAACCUCAAUCACCACAACUCUAUCCACAACAACACACAAUCCAAGUUUAAAAUCGAACCCAAGCUCCACUCCAUUACCCUCCAUUAGGCCCCAGCAGGGCGGCGCUGUGGAGCAGCUUGUCAGCGCUGUGUCCAAACUGGGCCUGGUUCACACAUCCACUGAUACUCUACCCAUCAGCCACAGCCAAGAGGAGCUGAGUGAGACCCGGGACAGAGACCGUCAACACCAUCAAGGGGCCUUUCAAGUCCUCUGUCACAGCUACACCCCCAGCUCAAAAGAGUGCUCUGUCCAGUCCUGCCUUCAUCAGUUUACCUCUAUUGAGCUGCUUAUGGGAAACAACAAGCUGCUCUGUGAAAACUGCACUGACAGGAGGCAGAGGCAGAUGAAGAGGAGCGAUAAGAAGGCAGAGAAGGUGUACACCAGUGCCCGUAAACAGAUGCUCAUAUCUGCACUUCCUCCAGUCGUCACUCUUCACCUCAAACGCUUUCACCAGGCUGGGAUGAAUCUGAGGAAAGUUAAUAGACAUGUGGACUUUCCUCUUUUGCUGGACCUGGCACCUUUUUGCUCCGCCACUUGUAAGAACCUCGGGUCAGGAGAGCGUGUGCUUUACAGUUUGUAUGGCAUUGUGGAGCACAGUGGAUCGAUGCGAGGUGGGCAUUAUGCAGCCUAUGUAAAGGUCCGAACACCUCAACGUAAACCUGAGCAGCGCCGGAACCAGUCAGGUUCCCGAGAGGCCUGUUCAGCUCCACAAGGUCAGUGGGUAUAUGUCAGCGACACCACUGUACAGACUGUCCCUGAGUCCAGAGUGCUGAACUCUCAAGCUUAUUUACUUUUCUAUGAAGAACUGCUAUAGAGCUGGACGGACACAUUAACCUAAGACGAUCCAGAUGAAGACAACAGGCAAUAUCAGCUCAGACAACAGCUAGCACUUACUGCAUGCCGAUUUCCCUGUAUUUUAAUGUAGGACUCCAUAUACUAAAAGAUUGGUCUGAAUGCAAAUCGGGAGCCAUUAUUAUUGAUGUAAAAUAAUCUGCUGAAUUUAAGUUAAUAAUGUUUUACAGCUAAUAUUUGAGUUUAAAGUUUUUUUUUGUGCUUAUUUUGCAGGAAAAUUGCCAAAGAUUAAUUUAGGAUGAACUAUGUACAGAAUAUAUCAUAAGAGAUGGACAAUUGUCCAAAAGUGUCUAUAAUACCCUCUGUUGUGAAGGGGAAACUCAACACAAUAUGCAGCUGUUGCUUUCGGAGCUGUCAUAUUCUGAACUGGAACUCACACGUUAUGAUUUGCUUUAGGACCUUGUUACAUUCACAGGCUUGACUUAUAGCAAUAUCUGUAUUUUGUUCAUUUUCUUAACUAUUUUUGUUCAUUUAAAAGGAUGGUUCACCAAAAUAGUUAUUUAAUCACCACUCCACUUGUUCCAAACUGAUAUAAGUUUAUUUCUUCUGUUGAACAAAGAAAAUAUUUUAUAUAAUGAUGGAAACCAGUAGCCAAAGACUUUCACUGCAGUAUUUCCUCUAGAUGUCAUUGACUUCCCCUUUCCAACAUUUCUCAAAACAUCAUCUUUUGUGUUCAAAAGAAAAAAAGAAACUCAAAGGUUUGAAACCACUUUAGGAAGAGUAAAUUUGAGUGAACAGUUCUUCGAUUUGCUAGAUUAAUACUCAAUUUUCAUGAUAUAUCUUUUGUUUUUCGCUUACAUUUUUCAAUAUACUUUGGCUUAUUUUGAUCUAAAUGGCGGAUUGGUUCCUCCUUAAAGGUUUUAUGAAUUUGUAACUUAAAUAUAUUAAUAUCUAACAGUUAAGGAGUUAAAAUUGCUGAACUUUGCCUCAUGCCUAAUUUUUUUUUUUUUGCAGAACUGAAUAUGACUACAAAAAAGUUGUAUUAAUAUUAUUAUUAUUAUUAUUAUUAUUAUUAUUAUUUUCUGCUUAUGACAAAUACCAGAGAUCCUGUGCCUACGGUUUAUGAGGGCUGAGAUUGUUUGAGCAUGCCUUUAAUGAAGUAUUACAUUCAUGCCGGAGUAUAACGAUGUGUAUAUACUGAUCAUAAAUAUACAUGAUUGUAUGUAAAAUAUGUAUCAUGUUCAAUACUAUUUAUUCUGUUUACCAGGCAAAUAUUGUAACACCAUAGAUUUGUGUGGUGUGUAAGGCUUCAGGGUUCCUCAAGCUGUUCUUUUGCUUGAAUUUUGUGAAUAUAAUCUCAUUUAAAAGGACAAUUUAAAUACAAUUAAUUGAUGAAAA
Messenger RNA from Danio rerio (zebrafish), 2801 nucleotides. Lineage: Eukaryota; Metazoa; Chordata; Actinopteri; Cypriniformes; Danionidae. The record is from RefSeq and is a predicted model, not a curated record.